AUGGAUGAAAUCACCAACGGCGGCGCCGACGCGCACGCCCUGCAGUGGGCCGUCGGCAAGGGCAAGGUCAAAUGCAAACUGAAGGCGGGUAAGACGGCCGUGCACAGCGUGUGCCCGCUGCCGGACGGCAGCUCGCUGCUGACGGCCAGCCGCACCAUCACCUGGUGGGAGCUGGCCUCGGGCGCUCAGCUGCGCACGUACGCUGGCCACCCGGGCGAGGUCACCUGUCUCCGGCAGCUGACGCGCGACGAGACGCACCAGGCGGCGUCCGUGUCGUUCGCGCUGCCCUCGGAGGCGCGCGACGUGCGCGUGCGCGCCGAGGCGGCCGACGGCGCCGUGCUGGUGACGGCCGUCACCACCGACGGUCUGCUGCACGUGUUCGAGCGACACCUGAACGGGGUGCGCAAGAAGCCGGUGCGACCCAAACUGACGGUGCGCGUGGCGACGGAGGGCGCCGCGCCGCGCCAGCUGCCCGUGCUGGCGGCCCGGCCCGGCGCCGAGCAGCCGGCGCGGCUGCACCUCUGCCACGGCUCCUUCCUGCGGCCCACCUUCGAGCGGCUGCCCUACGAGACCGACGAGCCGACCCUGUGCCUGGUGCGGGCCGACCCGGCGGGAGCCGCCGCCGCCGCCGCCUCGGCCUCGUCCGUGACGCGCGUCAAGACGCCGGCGGCGGAUGCCCAACUACCCAUGGAGCAGCGGCUGGGCGCACUGGUGGCACCACCCGCUGGCGGUGCGCUGGCGGCUCCUUCGGCGGCCAACAUGGCGCAGCUGCUGGUCCAGGGCCUGGCCAGCAAGGACCGCACCAUGCUGCGGACGGUGCUGCAGACCGAGGAGGCCGACGUGAUCCGCACCACGGUGCAGGCACUGCCCGUGGACGCCGUGCUGCCGCUCAUCGACAGACUCGGCUACAUGCUGCGCUUCGCCGACCAGAGUUUCUCCGGCCUCAAGUGGCUGCGGGCGGUGAUGGAGCGACACUCGUCCUUCCUGCUGACCCAGGGUGACCUGGACUCGCUGCUGGCGCCCGUCUACAGCAGCGUACAGGUACGGCUGCGCUCCUACCCGCGCCUGCUGCAGCUGCGCGGCCGGCUACAGCUGAUCGCCGGCCAGAUGGCGGCGCGGCAGCGGCAGGCGGCCGAGCGGGCCGGCGCGGCCGCCGACCAGCCGCCGCUGCUCGCCUACCAGGACGACUCUUCGGACGACGACGGUGACCUGCUCGGUCUGCCGGCGCACUCGCCGGGAGACCUGUCGGACAUGUCCGAGGACGACCACCCGAUGGAGGACGAGGACGCGUCGGAGGACGGCUCCGAGCCGGAGGACGGCGAAGAGCCCGACUCGGACGACAGCGACGAGGACGAGGACGAGGACGAGCUGAUGAACGGGGACUGAACGGCGUCGCGCGUGCAGCGACGGUUGAGAAACAGCCUGGUGCCGGGGCCCUGGGGGUCCAGCCAGACCGACGCACCGCCGGCCGACAGGGACGACAUCUGUUGACGUUUUGUGUAAUUAGCGGGAGAUGAGAUAUUUUUAUCGGCUGGUGCUGUGUGCCACUGGUGACCUUUCGAUGCCUUUUAGCGGUGCACAUGUGUGACGGAUGUCGCUCCUUCAGCUGCCGCCGAGUGUGUUAACGUGGUUACAUCUGCAGAGCAUGCUUUAGGGCGAAUACAUGGUCAUGACGCAUCAUCGCGAA
Pollicipes pollicipes is the source of this 1687-nucleotide messenger RNA. Its product is annotated as WD repeat-containing protein 43. Gene Ontology annotation, molecular function: protein binding. Gene Ontology annotation, biological process: maturation of SSU-rRNA from tricistronic rRNA transcript (SSU-rRNA, 5.8S rRNA, LSU-rRNA). Gene Ontology annotation, cellular component: nucleolus. Bases 1 to 1386 code for a protein of 461 amino acids. The record is from RefSeq and is a predicted model, not a curated record. The transcript is spliced from 13 exons. NCBI's taxonomy places the organism in Eukaryota, Metazoa, Arthropoda, Thecostraca, Pollicipedomorpha, Pollicipedidae.